This is a messenger RNA of Volvox carteri f. nagariensis, 3255 nucleotides long. RefSeq lists its product as uncharacterized. Lineage: Eukaryota; Viridiplantae; Chlorophyta; Chlorophyceae; Chlamydomonadales; Volvocaceae. The coding region runs from base 1 to 3255 and encodes 1084 amino acids. The transcript is spliced from 14 exons. The record is from RefSeq and is a predicted model, not a curated record.
AUGUCCAAGCCAUCACGGCCACCACCAAAAGUGUUCGCCUCACCACGGAAAAAGUCGGAAAUGCAGCGGGGACCUGAGGCUCGGGGUGUAGCACGCAGCAAGUCGAUCAAAGCCAAGCUGCGAAAGGCGUUGGCGCCGUACCUAACUUCGACUUACCUGCAAUCCGAAAUUGUCAAGCACUUUACCAAGGAAUUCCUCGCCGCGCAUCCACCACCCGAAAACGAGGACGACCUGCCAGCCUACGUGGAGCAGCACCUGUCCGAGCUGACCCGGGUCACUGAGCGCUGGACGGGCUGCGUCAUGAGGGCCCUGGACCCCCUGGCGCACGAGCUGGAGGUGGAUGUGAAGCUGGAGCAGCCGGUGACUAGCCCUGUCGGGGCGGUCAAGGAGUCGGUUCGGAUGAAGAGUCCCCGGGGCCCCUCAGUGGGAGGUUCCCGGCUGGAGAUCUCCUCCGAGCCCCCCAGUGGUGAGGGCGACUGCGAGGAGGGCCCCUACCCGCACGAGGAGGACCUGGAUGCGCCCCCCCGACCCGAGGGGGGCCUCACACCCUCACAGAUAUUCGGCGCAGUGCACCUUGUGUCGGAUGUGAAGGUGUGGCAACAGAUCCUGGCCGCUCAGCGGGCGGAGGAACGACGACAACACGCCAUUGCCGAGCUGCACCUGCACCAUGCCGCCCGGAUCAUCCAGCGCUCGUGGCGUAACUUCGUCACUCAGAAGAAGGAGGAUCAGGCCCGGCUGGAUGCCCUGGUGUCCCCUGACGUGCAGGCCAUGUUGAGUGCCGCCGCCUACAAGGCCAUGAGGGACGCGCGUAACAAGUUGGCCGUCAUGAAGCUCAGGAGGUCCAUCAGCCGGAAGUACAAGGGGUUCGGAUCCACGACCCCCCGCGACCUGGACCCCAUUGUCCGAACACCAGCGCCAAUAACCCCGGCGGCUACGAGCAGCAGCACGGCACAGCCCUCCCUGCCCUCCCUGCCGUACACAGCUCGGAAGCAGCAGCGGCACGGCAACCAGGACAGCACGGCGAACUCCAGGUUGGGCGGUCGUGGGAGGUCGGACAGCGGCGAGAGUGCUGGUGCCGGUGGCGGUGGUGGCAAGGACACCGGCUCGAGCGCGGGCGCCCGCUCCUUCGCCGCCCGGUCCGCCCACAUCAUCACCCGGCUGGUGUCCAUGAAGGACCUCCAGAUGGGGGACACCGGGCAGCAGCAGCGAGGAGGGGGAGGGGGAGGGGGGGCGGAAGAUGGAAGUGGUGGGGAUGGUGCUGGGGAAGCGGAGUCGUCAAGGUUACGUGGUUCCGGAGCUGGGGUUGGUGGUUCCGGAGUGCGGGGAGGAGGGCAGGGAGAGCAGCAGCAGCAAGGUCGUCAGUCCCGGGGCCAGCUCCCGGAAGGGGAGGAGGAGGGAGAGGAUGAUGACGAUGGUGAAGGACUGAUGUUGUUGGAGGAGGAGGAGGAGGAGGAGGAGGAGGACAGUGAGUGCGCUAGUGGAUCCGAGUUAGAUGAGGGGGAGACGGCGGAGGCGGCGAUGGAGGAGGCGGAGGAGGUGGUGCAGGUCGCGGCGAAACUGGCAAAGGCGUUCAUGGGCGCCGAAGACAGCGACGACGACAGUGACGAAGACAACGACGAAGACGGAGACGGGGCCGCACUAGGGUUUCGGAGCAAGACUCCCAUGGGUGAUGAGGCCCUCGCAGCGCUAACCGCGGUGGAGGCGGCGGCGGCGGCGGUGGCGGCGGGGGGAGAUGUUGACGGCAAGGCAGCGGCGGCAGCACGGAUGGCGGCACUGAUGUCGGCGUCGGGUAUUCGCGCCGUGGGCGAGGGCGUUACUGCUUUACCUGGAUCCGGAUCCGCAUUGGGAUCUGGAUCCAAUGGCGGCCCGCAGGCGAGGGUUCACCGCGGCCGUUCGAUGGUCAAGGACGCCAGCAUGUUGCGGCAAAUGAUCGCGGGGGCCCUGGCGGCGGCGGCGGCGCCGGUGUUGGGCAGGAACGGUGCUCUGGCAGUGGCGCAGAUGGGCUUGGGGGACCUGCUACAGCUGCCAGGCGCGAAAGGCCUGCUGCCCAAAGCCGCCGCCGCCCUGGCUAGCAGUCGCCCUGCAGCUGCUGCGUCCGGGGGCAAACUGGCGGCUGUGGGUCGCGGAGUCAACCAGCCCCUGCAGCCAGCGCAGGCCUCGGACGUCAAGCUGGCGGGGCCCCAGCCUACCCACACUGGCGGCGGCAAAGCCGUCAGCGGCGGUUUCGGAGACCUAGGUCGCCGUGGCUCCGACGGCGGUAUUUCCCACCCGGCCAUGUCGUCACAGCGUACGGGGCCGGGGGCUCCGUCACGGAAGACCAUCAGCGGCGACGUCCUGGACGCCGCCUCCCUGGUGAACUUCAACAGCAGCAUCAGCGCCGUCUUGGGAAACCCCCACCGCCCGCCACCACCUCGUAUUGCACCGCUACACGGCAGCAGCGGCGGCGGACCUGUCACUCUGCCUGCUGUACACGCCAACGGUGGGGAUUUCGUAUUUGAGGCGGGGGGAGGAGGAGAUGCAGCCGCCGGCUGGCGCAUCUCCCCAGCAAAUCUUCCUGGCGGUGGCGGCGGCGGCGGCGGUCCGCGCGGUAGCCCGACGGGAGUGUCGGCGGCAGCGGCAGCGGCACGGGCGACACAGCCCUGGACGUCAGCCCGACGUCACGCCCAUCCCCCCGGUGCCCACACAAUGGUCAGUUCGUUACCCGACCCCCGCAGCCCCAACAAGGACGGAGGAGGUAAACCCCGGGAGCUGAACUGGCUGCUGCCGCCAAUUAAUCGAGGGGGCCCCGCGGGGCCGCCAGGGGGAGCUGCAGCGGCGGCGGCGGUGACGGCACAGGCUGCUGCCCACUCUUUGGCGGCGGCGGCAACGGCUGUUGCCGUACACGGCGGGGCCGCUGGCAACUUGGUGCCCCGUGUUCCUAGUGAUUCCAGUAUGCAGAGGCUGCUGCUCGUGCAGGGGGUCGGGACGAGUAGCUUUAAUAGCGGUGGAGGUGGAGGUGGAGGCGGGGUUGUGGCGGGAGGUCCUGGAGCGAUGGCUGCGGCUGCUGCGGCGGCGGCAGUUGGACGAGCACGUGCCGGUGCCGGUGCGAUGGGGAGCUCCCUGGACAGCUCGCUACAGCAGAUACGGCAACAGCCCGGCGGUCAGGUGUGGUUCGAUGAAUUACUUUCUCUGGUGACCCCACCGAGAAGUGUGGAACACAUGAUCCCCCCGGGCGUAGGGGAAGUCACCAAAACCUUGCUCAAGAAUAAUGCAUAA